GCGGCGCGCAGGCGCGGGGCCGGGGCCGGGGCCGGGCGGCGGGCGCUGGGCCGCGGAUGGAAGAGGCGAAGGGGCCGAGCGGAUCCUUGAUGGCGGGUCACGGCCCGGAGAGCUGGCUGUCCCGCUGGGAGCGCCAGUGCCUGGAGGAGGACGAGCGGCAGGGGCUCGGGCCGGAGAGCGGGGCCGGCGCUGCGGAAACCGACGCCCAGAGGCAGCGGCUGUGGCUGUCGUUCCAGAACUCGGCGAGCGCCAUCGCCCAGCUGUAUAAAGAUCGAGUGUACGAGCAGCAGCUGGGUAUCCAGAGCCUGUGGAAACCAUUUCAGGCUGCAGCUACUUCUGUCACCUGCCUGUACAAAGAUGGGCUUGAAACAUACAGAGCAAGCUUGGAUUUGGGCGUGCAGGGAGGUUAUCAAAGGCGAAAUAAGGAAAUGCUGGCCUGGGCAAAAAAGAGGAGACACGUCAUCCACCGUGAGGACUUGCUGAGCUUCCUGUGCAGAAAAUCACCACCGUCAAGAAGCAGCAGACUGGCUCCGCGUCUAAAUAUACCCUCCUCGGGACUGGGAGUACAGGAGGAUUCAAGCAGGACUGCUGAGGGUGACUUGCAGGCAUUUACUGAUGCCAUUGCUGUGCACGGCCUCAGUGGGGCCAUGGCGAACGUCAGCGUGCGCUCAGGAGCACCUGGGUCCCCGUCGCACACGGGCAGCAAUUCUGCCUCGACACGUAGGCGCAGCAGCCUGCAGGAUGUGGACCUAAAUAGCUUUAUUGCCGAAGAGAUGGCCCGGCAUCUGGAGAGCUCAAGAAAGAGGGCUCCGGCCCAGUGUAACGAUGUUAUCACCGAGCCACCCAGUCACAAACGAAGCCGGAUGCUUUGAAGGGACACGAGAGCAAGCUCCCAAAUGACUGGAGGUGAUUCUGCAGCAGGCACCCGGGCAAUGGGAUGGGUGGAGUAGGAACCAAAAAAAAACAAGUAAACCUUUGGCCAAACUGUGGAGCAAAUGUUUAUUGAAUAAAAGUGUAUUGUGAUUACUUCAAUAUUGCCACACACUUGUACUUGAAAAUGCAAAUUCAGAGUGCAUUUUGAAGGGCACUGUGAAGAUUUCUGUCUGCACAUUGCCUGCAUAGUGCAUUAUACGUCAUUGGUAAUUUUCUUUUGGCACUUUAUUUAAUGGAAGUUUAGAGACUGAUCUGUAAAGGACUGGCUCGUAGGUACUUGACCCUUGUUCCUCCGUCUUGGUGCCUGUUCAUCAGGCAAUAAGCCAGCCCUUCCUUCCUGAUGUUAGUGUUGUGCUUUAUUUUGUAAACCAGGAAUUCAGACCUGGAACAUGACAGUGAACAAUUUUUCAGGUAUGUUUUUAUGGAUGGCAUAGGAAUGGCACGUUGCCAGGUCACUUCCUCCCUGAGCUUUGAGGCCUCACGUGUAAAGACUAGCUGUUAAAAUUUGCAGAGGAUGGUUGUUCCCUGGCUUGUCUACAAAGACCCCAGUAUUGUGUGCCUGCUUUCUUGUGUUCCUUCAUGUCUCCAUUUAAAAAGAACAUUUACCUUGAACUUGCAUCUCAAAGGUUCAUAGUCUUAAGGGUGUGGUACAUGCUUUAAAGCAGUGACUCUGGGAAAGCCGUGCUUGAAUGUUCCAACUAUUGCAAGGUCAAGGAAUUGUGAAAUGGUUUAAAAGUGUGGAUUGUAUCUGUUUGAAUUGUGAAAAACUUUGAAUUGCAAUGUUCUGGCUAAUCACAGUUGUGAAUCCAUUAAAUACUGAAGCAGCAAAA
Messenger RNA from Pristis pectinata (smalltooth sawfish), 1763 nucleotides. RefSeq names its product HUWE1-associated protein modifying stress responses-like. The record is from RefSeq and is a predicted model, not a curated record. The transcript has 4 exons. Lineage: Eukaryota; Metazoa; Chordata; Chondrichthyes; Rhinopristiformes; Pristidae. Bases 57 to 872 code for a protein of 271 amino acids.